This is a messenger RNA of Chlamydomonas reinhardtii, 1820 nucleotides long. RefSeq lists its product as uncharacterized. The record is from RefSeq and is a predicted model, not a curated record. The coding region runs from base 238 to 1443 and encodes 401 amino acids. The transcript is spliced from 13 exons. Lineage: Eukaryota; Viridiplantae; Chlorophyta; Chlorophyceae; Chlamydomonadales; Chlamydomonadaceae.
CCGCACGAAACGCACCGCCUACAAAAGACUGAGUACCAGGGCUUUCAAUCAUCCCCGACGAGCUUUCCGUUGCUAGGUUCCUUUGGCAAUUCCAUUAACGCACUGUAUAGCUUGGGCACCACAGAGACUGGCGAACGUGUUACGAGAUAGUUUGGGCGGCCGGUGCAAGGCUGCCGAAAGCAUCGGUUUGGCGUUCCGACGCGUGCACGCACGCAACACGCUGCCAAUUAUAGUAUAAUGAGUCGCCAAGACGUCCCCUAUUCGCCCCUAGAUGGGGGCCCCUCAACAUCUGCCGGGCUGGACCGGGACCGAGACGCGCACAAGCUCAAGCCCCGACCGACCGGGCGCGAGGGGGAUCGCAGUGGACAUGGGGGUCUUCGCAGGACCCACUCGCUCCAAUACAAAACGGUGCUAGGUGGCGAGCUGCCACAAGGCAUCCGACAACGUGACAAGUUUGUGCCGCUGCCACUCGACAGCAGCAGAGCGGCGUCUCCGGGGCGGAUAGAGGAGGCGCCGGAGCCGGGGCUAUCUGACUUCGCGGGGCUAGUGCCAGCGCCCUCGGGUCGAGCCAGAAUCACGGUGUAUUGCAUCUCGGAGGCUCUGGACCGCGUCAAGCUUGAGUCCCUCAUACGCAUCAAGCACCCAGCCUGGGAGACGCACUCAUAUCAGGACGUGGUGCACGCCCGGCUGCCGGGGCCCGCCGCCAGCAGCACCACCGCAGGCGGCGCGCCGCCCGACGAGCUUGGCGCCGUGCGGGCGGACGUGUUCUUCUUCGAGUACGGCGUGGUGGCGUUCUGGGGCCUGCAGCAGCAGCAGGAGACAUCCAUCCUGCGCACCCUGGCGGUGUCGGCUGAGCGCAGUCCGCUGUCGCGCUACGAGCGGGACGAAUUCGUGUUCAACAUCAGUGUCAGCGAGCCGCCUCACAUCCAGAACGACACCAUCACCAUCAACCGCCGCCAGGCCACUGACCACCAGGUGCGGCUGGCCAUCAGCCACGCGCUGGCCCAGUCCACAAAGCUGUCUGUGUACGAGGAGCGCGUGGUGGCGCUGGUGGAGGAGAGCAAGCACCUGCCGCAGGACCUGGCGCUGCACGGCCGCGUGUCCAUGUCCACAAAGAAGCUGGCGCAGCUGAUCGGCAAGGUGUUUCUGCAGUCGUCCACGCUCAACCUGCUGUCCACCGUCAUGGACACACCCGAGUUCUUCUGGAGCGCACCCGACCAGCUGCAGGCGCUGUACGAGCGCGCCUGCGAGUACCUAGAGUUGGACACGCGUGCAGAGGUGCUCAAUGCGCGGUUCGAGGUGCUUCAAGAGAUGCUGGACAUGCUGCGCGACCACAAGAACAACUCGCACGCCGCGCGCCUGGAAUGGAUUAUCAUCUGGCUGCUGCUGGUGGACGUUAUUCUCAUGCUCUUCCAGCUGCUCAGCCUGUUCGGGCUGGUGUAAAAUCUUGCAAGCUUGUUUUAUUUUUGGUUGUUGACCUUGGUAGCAGAGUGGAGGGAGGCACGAGCGUCAGGACGCAGGGGCGCCCUGUGCGGGCAGUGGGGCACCCUUGAGAUGCGAGGGGGGGGGCGUGUCGUUGGAUGCCUUCGAUGCUACGUAUUCUUUCUGUACGGUUUGAGAGCGGGUGCCUGGAGAGUCUUUACGUGACUUGCAGUAGCUGCAUGAGAGUCUGCGGGCCGAGGCGUCGGUUGGCCGAGGCACCAAUGGGCGGGGGAGGCAGGUCACUGGUUGGACACGUGGGGUGCCUGGACAUGACGUGCAUCGCACGGUGUUUGGGACCAUGCCCUUCUAGGGGCGCAGAAUUUAACAGUCUAUUGGUA